This is a messenger RNA of Polyodon spathula (Mississippi paddlefish), 1007 nucleotides long. RefSeq lists its product as uncharacterized. The record is from RefSeq and is a predicted model, not a curated record. Bases 1 to 906 code for a protein of 301 amino acids. The transcript is spliced from 2 exons. Lineage: Eukaryota; Metazoa; Chordata; Actinopteri; Acipenseriformes; Polyodontidae.
AUGCUGUUGCUCCCUUCGCCUCUCUCUUGCUCCUGGUGUGUCAGUGCUGUUGCUCCCUUCGCCUCUCUCUUGCUCCUGGUGUGUCAAUGCUGUUACUCCCUUCGCCUCUCUCUUGCUCCUGGUGUGUCAGUGCUGUUGCUCCCUUCGCCUCUCCCUUGCUCCUGGUGUGUCAAUGCUGUUGCUCCCUUCGCCUCUCUCUUGCUCCUGGUGUGUCAAUGCUGUUGCUCCCUUCGCCUCUCUCUUGCUCCUGGUGUGUCAGUGCUGUUGCUCCCUUCGCCUCUCUCUUGCUCCUGGUGUGUCAAUGCUGUUACUCCCUUCGCCUCUCUCUUGCUCCUGGUGUGUCAAUGCUGUUGCUCCCUUCGCCUCUCUCUUGCUCCUGGUGUGUCAAUGCUGUUACUCCCUUCGCCUCUCUCUUGCUCCUGGUGUGUCAAUGCUGUUGCUCCCUUCGCCUCUCUCUUGCUCCUGGUGUGUCAGUGCUGUUACUCCCUUCGCCUCUCUCUUGCUCCUGGUGUGUCAGUGCUGUUGCUCCCUUCGCCUCUCUCUUGCUCCUGGUGUGUCAAUGCUGUUGCUCCCUUCGCCUCUCUCUUGCUCCUGGUGUGUCAGUGCUGUUGCUCCCUUCGCCUCUCUCUUGCUCCUGGUGUGUCAAUGCUGUUGCUCCCUUCGCCUCUCUCUUGCUCCUGGUGUGUCAAUGCUGUUGCUCCCUUCGCCUCUCUCUUGCUCCUGGUGUGUCAGUGCUGUUGCUCCCUUCGCCUCUCUCUUGCUCCUGGUGUGUCAGUGCUGUUGCUCCCUUCGCCUCUCUCUUGCUCCUGGUGUGUCGGUGCUGUUGCUCCCAGUGAAAGAGCUCAUCUGAAAACAUUUCAAGGUCUGACACAAAUUUCUGCCAACAGUGAAUACCAUCUGGGUUAACUCUCAGAAGCCCAGCCCUUGUGCACAGCCUAAAAUACACUUCAUCUUGUUUUCUACUGACUUCUCUCUCUCGCUCUCUCUCUCUCUCUCUCUCUCUCUCU